GCGCCUGAAAGUUCGCCGGUAUAUUUACAUCCCAAACAAACCAACAAAAUUCUCAAAAUUCGUUUCGAGAUAUUGAUUCCGGUUAGGGAAUGCAGAGAGAUGAGAGGAGAAGAGCGGCUGUCUAACGGUGGGAGGGUGAACAAACCCAUCGGAGGCAGAAAUUGCCACCGGAAACACGUUGAAGACGGGUGAACUUUUUACGAUUCGGUGAUUGUGGUGUUGAUUUUGGAGCUUAUUGAAUUCUACAUCUGCAGAAGUGAUGUCGGAGGACGGGAACAACGGUGUAUUGCACGGGAAGUACGAACUAGGACGUCAAUUAGGGCACGGAACGUUUGCGAAGGUGUACCACGCGCGAAACCUGCAGACUGGGAGGAGCAUGGCGAUGAAAGUUGUCGGGAAGGAGAAGGUGAUAAAGGCCGGCAUGAUGGAUCAAAUUAAGCGAGAGAUUUCGGUGAUGAAGAUGGUACGACAUCCGAACAUCGUCGAGCUUCACGAGGUCAUGGCCAGUAAAUCUAAAAUUUAUUUUGCCAUGGAGCUCGUUAGAGGCGGAGAAUUGUUUUCGAAGAUUGAGAAAGGGAAGCUCCGGGAGGACGUUGCAAGGAGUUAUUUUCAGCAACUCAUUUCUGCCGUCGAUUUCUGUCACAGUCGUGGCGUAUACCACCGAGAUCUGAAGCCGGAAAAUCUACUAUUAGACGAGGAAGGCAAUUUGAAGGUGACGGAUUUCGGGCUUAGUGCUUUUUCCGAUCAUCUUCAUCAGGAUGGACUGUUACAUACAACAUGCGGUACUCCAGCUUACGUCGCACCGGAAGUUAUCGGCAAAAAAGGAUACGACGGCGCCAAAGCUGAUAUCUGGUCUUGUGGAGUCAUCCUCUACGUCCUUCUCGCCGGAUUCUUACCUUUCCAGGAAGAAAACGUCGUCGCGAUGUACCGGAAAAUUUAUCGAGGUGAUUUUAGGUGUCCGCCGUGGUUCUCAUCCGACGCACGCCGCCUCAUCACGAAAUUGCUCGAUCCGAAUCCGGAUUGUCGAUGCACGAUCUCCAAAAUCAUGGAUUCUCCAUGGUUCAAAAAGGCAGCUCCGAAAAACCCCAAAUUUAUCUGCGAAGACGACGUCGGGAAUCUGAAAGGCAAGGAAACGGAGACUUUGAAUGCGUUUCACAUAAUUUCGUUAUCGGAAGGUUUUGAUCUGUCUCCAUUAUUCGAGGAGAAGAAAAGAGAGGAGAAACAAGAGAUCAGGUUCGCGACGACGAAGCCGGCGGAGGUUGUGUUGUCGAAGCUUGAAGAGAUGGCUAAGAAGGUGAAAUUCAGCGUGAAGAAGAGCGGAGACGAUAGCAGUUUGAGACUACAGGGCAAUGAGAUAGGAAGAAAAGGGAAGUUAGGAAUAGCCGCAGAUAUCUGGGCGGUGGCGCCGUCGUUGUUUGUGGUGGAGGUGAAGAAAUCAAGCGGCGACACCCUGGAGUACAACCAGUUCUGCAGUAAAGAGCUCCGGCCGGCGCUUAAGGACAUUGUCUGGACGUCGUCGACCGAUAAACAAACUCCGGGAUAAUUAUAUUUGUAAAUUAGUUUCCAUUAUCAGUACCUUUUUGUGAUUUCCAUAUUAUUAUAUUGGAUCAUGAAAUUAUUGUGGUAGUGAAUUUGUUCAGCAUGUCUUUUUUGUUGAGUAGUGGUAAGGGUUGGAUAUUUUGGCUUUGCAAUGUAUUUUUAUAUAUUUUGUGAAAAAAAAAAAAACAAAUAUCAAUAUCA
Lactuca sativa (garden lettuce) is the source of this 1740-nucleotide messenger RNA. Its product is annotated as CBL-interacting serine/threonine-protein kinase 6. Gene Ontology annotation, biological process: signal transduction; protein phosphorylation. Gene Ontology annotation, molecular function: protein serine/threonine kinase activity; ATP binding. The record is from RefSeq and is a predicted model, not a curated record. NCBI's taxonomy places the organism in Eukaryota, Viridiplantae, Streptophyta, Magnoliopsida, Asterales, Asteraceae.